Messenger RNA from Rotaria sp. Silwood1, 1364 nucleotides. The record is from the annotation of a GenBank genome assembly. NCBI's taxonomy places the organism in Eukaryota, Metazoa, Rotifera, Eurotatoria, Philodinida, Philodinidae.
UGUCUUUGCCACAUAGUACGACUGCGUUCACCUUUCUUUCUUUCCUGUAAAGUACGAAUGCAUUCACCUUUUUUUUCUUUCCUACAAAGUGCGAAUGCGUUCACCUUUCUUUCUUUUUCUGUAAAAUACGAAUACGUUCACCUUUCUCUUUAUAGUACAUAGUAAAAAUGCGUUCACCUUUUUUAUUUUGCCAGGUAUUCUAUGCGAGUAUAUAUACUGAGAAGAUUUGACAAUUGAUCUACACUGUAAAUUGAAUACAACUAUUUAAUAUUUCUUUAUAAAAUUGUUUAUUUCUCUUUGUGAAAGUCGAGAUGUGUUAUCGAUUGUCUAACCAUUCAUUAAUACCUGAACGUCAAUUAGGUAAAAAUGGACCAAAAGUACCAGCUAUUGGUUAUGGAGCAAUGGGUUUAUCAAUAUCAUAUGGAACUAUCGGAUCCGAUCAAGAACGAUUCAAAGUCUUGGAUCGUGCUAUUGAAUUUGGUAGUACUUAUUUUGAUAGUGCCGAUAUAUAUGGUGAUAAUGAAGAUUUAUUAGGAAAAUACUUCAAGAAAUAUCCAGAACAACGUAAAAAGGUGUUUCUUGCAACAAAGUUUGGCGGAGUAUUUUUUCCUGACACAAAAUCUUACUCAAUUCGUGGUGAUGCACAAUAUGUUUAUGAAGCAUGUGAAAAAAGUCUAAAAAGACUCGGUGUUGAUUCAAUCGAUCUGUAUUAUGUUCAUCGUAUUGACAAAACUGUACCAAUUGAAGAAACAAUGGAGGCUUUAAAGGAACUUGUAAGAGUUGGUAAAAUAAAAUAUAUUGGUUUGUCUGAAUGUUCAAGUAAUACAUUACGACGAGCAUAUGCUAUUCAUCCAGUUGCUUGUGUACAAAUUGAAUAUUCACCAUUUAGUUUGGAUAUUGAAAGAGAUGAAAUUGGUCUUUUAAAAACAUGCCGAGAAUUUGGUGUAGCUAUUGUUUGUUAUUCACCAUUAGGUCGUGGAUUAUUUAGUGGAAAAAUCAAAAGUCCAGAUGAUUUUGAAGCAGAUGAUUUUCGAAGAAUAAUUCCACGUUUUUCCAAGGAAAACUUUCCGAGGAAUCUUAAAUUGGUCAAUGAAUUGACAGUAAUAGCGAAUAAAAAAGGUUGUACACCAAGUCAAUUAACAUUAGCAUGGAUUCUUGCUCAAGGUAAUGAUUUCAUUGUAAUACCAGGUACAAGCAAAAUCAAAAAUUUAGAAGAAAAUGUUGGAGCUGCUCAGAUCAAAUUAAGCAAAGAAGAAAUAAAAGAAAUUCGAGAAGCUUGUGAAAAAGCCGAUGUAGCAGGUGAACGUUAUCCUGAAUUUGCAUGCGCCAGUCUAUUUAGUGAUUCGGCUCCAAAGAAGAAUUAA